Molecule: messenger RNA, 873 nt
Organism: Drepanopeziza brunnea f. sp. 'multigermtubi' MB_m1
Lineage: Eukaryota; Fungi; Ascomycota; Leotiomycetes; Helotiales; Drepanopezizaceae
Cellular component (GO): prospore membrane; ascospore wall; lipid droplet
Source: RefSeq, a predicted model, not a curated record
AUGUCGAACUCACUUGAUAAGGCGGGCGCCAAGGCGAAGGAGGUUGUUGUCGAGGACUUCAACAAGGCAAAAGCUUUGGCGCAGUCUGCUGCUAAGUCUGGAGCUUACAUCUACCCCAUCAAGGGCGUCUUCUACUUCGUCUCCCACAAAUCCCUUUGGAAGCCUCUCAUCUCGAAGCUGAUCCCUACCAUGUCCCUGUCUCUCGGUGUUAUCGCAUUCAUGUUCAUCUUUGCAUACCUGCCACAACUCGCCGUCCUCGUAUUCGUCAAUGGACCGUUGGCUGCUUUUACCACUGUCCUGCUCACCCUCAGCGAAAGCUCCACCAUCAUCAACCUUCUGUCGAGAACCUUUCUGCUGCAGGAAGCUAUCGUAGAUACUUUCGAUGGUGUCUUGGUUGCCAGAAGACAAACUGAAGUAUUGUCUGAGGGUCGCGAGAUCAAGUCGGGAAACUUCAACGACCCGAUGGCGAAGCUGGGAAAGCUAAUCAAGUCGCCCUUUGAGAAGUACACCCCCAAGGCGUUCAUCCGAUAUUUAAUGUACCUCCCACUUAACUUCAUCCCUGUUGUGGGAACUGUCAUCUUUGUUCUUCUACAAGGUCGUUCCCGGGGUAACUCUGUUCACACUCGCUAUUUCCAACUCAAGAAGUGGUCAAACUCCGAAAGAGAGGAAUGGCUUGCGAAGAACACAGCUCCCUAUACCGCAUUCGGUACUGUAGCUACCCUUCUGGAGCUCGUCCCUUUCGCGUCCAUCUUCUUCACCUUCUCAAACACUGUUGGUGCUGCUCUGUGGGCUGCUGAUAUCGAGGCCAACAACACCAGCAUGACUGAGAUGGAGGUCCCAAAAUUCAGCGAGGAUGCCAAGAAGGAGUUGUGA